Brassica napus (rape) is the source of this 1311-nucleotide messenger RNA. RefSeq lists its product as uncharacterized. NCBI's taxonomy places the organism in Eukaryota, Viridiplantae, Streptophyta, Magnoliopsida, Brassicales, Brassicaceae. Gene Ontology annotation, molecular function: aspartic-type endopeptidase activity. The transcript is spliced from 3 exons. Gene Ontology annotation, biological process: proteolysis. The record is from RefSeq and is a predicted model, not a curated record. The coding region runs from base 1 to 1311 and encodes 436 amino acids.
AUGGACAGAGAAACCUCGGACGUCGAUCUCUUGAGCCUGUCUCAAAGAGAAGACGAGCCACUUCGCGAGUUCAUGAACAGAUUCAAGGUAGUAAUGGCAAGAGUCACCGGGAUCAACGACAAAGUGGCGAUCGAUGCUCUGAAGAGAACUCUCUGGUACCGGUCGAAAUUCCGGCAAUGGGUAUCCCUUGAAAAACCGAGAACGAUUCAGGAUGCUCUUCAUAAAGGAACAGACUUUAUCGGAGAAGAUAUUCAGGGCGAGCACAACUACACUAUCAAUUCCGAACAAGGGAAGACCUCCGGAAACACCUGGUCCAGGAACCAGUAUAAGGAUAACUCCUACUGCGAGUUCCACCAGACCAAAGGUCAUUCCACUACGAACUGCAAAGUUCUCGGCGCAAGGCUAGCCGCAAAACUCCUCGCUGGCGACCUAUUGAAGGUCACUAGCAUAAAAGACCUCAUCCUGGAUUCCGACUUCCCUCCCAGGACUGAUAAAGAGUCUCCCAAGAGGGACGCACGCGCAAAUCAGUCUGGCGAAAAACGCGGAAGAAGGCAAGAUGACCUUGGAGACAAUAGUACCCGCCGGAGGAUAAACAUGAUCAUUGGAGAAUCGCAAUUCUACCGCGACUCUGUUUCAUCCAUCAAGGCCAACGGAAGAAAGGCAGAAACAAGUUCUAACUGGACGACUCGGUCCCUGACCGACAACGCUCCAAACGAUACGAUUGUUUUCGAGGAGGAGGAAACCGUCGGACUCGAUAAACCUCACUGCGACCCGCUGGUCAUCGACUUGGUGAUUCGAGACCUCGAAGUGGGAAGAAUCCUCAUUGACACAGGCAGCACGGUCAAUGUCAUUUUUUCGCGACACUCUCCGAAGAAUGAACAUCGAACUGGGGGAAAUCAUCCUGGAACCAAAACCACUGACCGGUUUUUCGGGCACAACAUCAAUGACCCACAAUCGAUCAAACUUCCGGUUAUGGCAAGGGAAGUCACAAAAAUCGUUGACUUCGCCGUAGUCGAUAACCCAGCCAUCUAUAAUAAACAAUCUAGGUUCUGCUUUUUUGCCGAGCAUAAGCUACGACAAACUCGGAACACCCCUGCGGUUAGCCCGAAGCGAGUCAAGAAAACUCAGAGUACUCCCGAAGGUUCCACAAAGAGCAAUUUGGAAUCACUCGCCCAGGCAACGGUUCCGGGCACCGACGCGAUACCGGAGUCCAUCGCCCUACCAGCGGAAAACCCGACUCACGAAAUGGCCGCCGAUUUAACUAAAGCCUCAACGGCCGAAGUAACAGAAACGGCUCUAUCCAACGAGUAG